CAUAAUUAUUAGUCAAACACAAACAAUGAAUUUCAUAAUUUUCCCAUCAAUACGGUCCAACAGCUCCAAGGGUUUGGAGCUCAACGGCUGGAGCGACGUUCGUAAACCUCGAAAGCGUUCAAACAUCCGCUCUUCCCGCACGCGCCGCUCGGGAAGAAUGCCCCACUCUUGGCCGGAGGAUGAGCUGGAUACCACGACAUGGCCUGGGGCUCUGGGCUACUCCCCAAGGGUGGAGUCGAGGGGUGGGGAGGGGAGGGGCGGCACUCUGUGGAAAUGAAGCCGUCGCGCAUAAAGUGUGAAAUUGCUGGCAAUUCGCAGAGACGCUCCAUUCUCGGCGUUUCUCAGUCUUUGGAGGCUGUUUAGAGCCUGGACUAAUGGGAGAUGCCAGUGCACGCAGAGAAAAAGUGGCCACCAAACUCGUUGAAUAAGUAUUACAGACCACCAGCCUUUUUGUACUUUGAAAGUAAGUGAAAGCAUCUGGAAAAUAUAAACUCUCGAAACUGAUGAUU
Molecule: messenger RNA, 509 nt
Organism: Drosophila teissieri
Lineage: Eukaryota; Metazoa; Arthropoda; Insecta; Diptera; Drosophilidae
Exons: 1
Coding region: 26-277 (83 amino acids)
Source: RefSeq, a predicted model, not a curated record